This is a messenger RNA of Passer domesticus (house sparrow), 5798 nucleotides long. RefSeq names its product capping protein regulator and myosin 1 linker 1 (gene CARMIL1). Bases 584 to 4879 code for a protein of 1431 amino acids. Gene Ontology annotation, biological process: regulation of Arp2/3 complex-mediated actin nucleation; cell migration. The transcript has 39 exons. Lineage: Eukaryota; Metazoa; Chordata; Aves; Passeriformes; Passeridae. The record is from RefSeq and is a predicted model, not a curated record. Gene Ontology annotation, molecular function: protein binding. Gene Ontology annotation, cellular component: plasma membrane; lamellipodium.
GCUAAAUCUCCGAGCCCGCUGCCCUCCUCCUCCUCCCUCGCCGCGAUGGCUUCCUGAGGGCGAUGCUCCCGGCCGCCACCGCCUCCCCGCUCUGUGGCCGGGUGCUCGGUGGGCGCGGGCGAGCGGGCGGCUCCCGCGCGGUUCGGGGGCCGGGCCGGGGCGCGGGCCCUCCCGGGGCGGGGGCAGCCGCCGCCUCCCGCCGGUGCCGGGCGGGGGAGCCGGGCGGCGCGCAGGCGGGAACGGCGGAGCCGGUGCGGGGGCCGCCGUGAGCCCGCAGCGCCGCGCCUGACGGCCGCCUGCGGACCAUCCCUCCCUCCCUGGAAAUGCCCCUCCUGGCCGCGCCGGCAGCCGGGGGCGGCAUGUAGCGCGGGGGGAGCGGGCUCCGCGGGGGCGGGAGAAGCCCCUUCCCUCCGCCCGCGCUCGCAGCCGCGUACACACCCCGUGCUCCGCAGCGAGGCGCACGGCCGGCCCUCCUCCUCCCCCGCCCGCUGGGUGCAUGCCCGCCUCGCCCGGCGCAGGGACGGCGCGCCGCUGAAGCAGCCCCGCCGCCGGGCACCCCCGGGCGCCGGGCAGCGCCGCCGCCAUGGCCGAGGAGAGCUCCGACGUGCCCAAAGAGUUGAUCGAAAGUGUCAGGGAUGUUAUUGGGAGGAAAAUCAAAAUUUCUGUCAAGAAGAAAGUAAAGCUGGAAACCAAGGGAGAUAAAGUGGAUAACAAAAUAUUGGUGUUGGCAUCAUGUCGGGCAUUUCUUUUAACGUCUCGGAUUCCCACCAAGUUAGAGCUAACUUUCAGCUACUUGGAAAUCCAAGGAGUAACUUCCAAUAAACCAGGCCAGUUGAUUAUGGAAACAGAGAAAUGCAGCAUCUCCAUGAAGAUGGCAUCCUCAGAGGAUGUGAACGAGGUGCUGGCACACAUCGGGACCUGCCUCAGGAAGAUAUUCCCUGGACUCUCACCAGUGAGGAUUAUGAAAAAAGUAACUAUGGAGCCUUCAGAAAGACUGGCUAAUCUCCAGGCCCUGUGGGACAGUCAGACUGUGGCAGAACUUGGACCUUGUGGAGGCUUUUCACAGAUGUAUGCCUGUGUUUGUGACUGGCUUGGAUUUCCCUACAGAGAGGAAGUACAGUGGGACGUUGAUACGAUUUAUCUGACACAAGAUACCAGAGAGUUGAAUUUGCAAGACUUCAGCCACCUUGACCACAGAGACUUAAUACCUAUAGUUGCUGCUCUGGAGUAUAAUCAGUGGUUUACAAAGCUGUCCUCCAAGGAUCUGAAAUUAUCCACUGAUCUCUGUGAGCAGAUACUGCGAGUGGUGAGUAGGUCCAGUCGCUUGGAAGAGCUGGUGUUAGAGAAUGCCGGGCUUAGAACGGAUUUUGCACAGAAACUAGCCAGUGCCCUGGCGCAUAAUCCCAACUCAGGACUCCAUACAAUCAACCUUGCUAGCAAUCCACUCGAAGAUAGAGGUGUGUCAUCUUUGAGCAUCCAGUUUGCCAAACUUCCAAAGGGACUGAAGCAUUUAAAUCUAUCUAAAACCUCCUUGUCACCUAAAGGGGUGAACAGCCUUUCCCAGUCACUGAGUGCCAACUCGCUGAUCGCCAACACGCUCGUCUAUCUCGACCUCUCAGGGAACGCGCUCCGCGGAGAUGAUCUCUCAAGCCUGUACAAUUUUUUGGCCCAGCCGAAUGCCCUUGUUCACCUGGAUUUGUCCAACACAGAGUGUGCACUAGAUAUGGUGUGUGGAGCCCUCCUUCGUGGAUGUCUUCAGCAUCUAGCUGUCCUUAGCCUCUCAAGGACUCUGUUUUCUCACAGAAAAGGAAAAGAAGUCCCUCCCUCCUUCAAACAGUUUUUCAGCAGCUCACUUGCUUUGAUGCAGAUUAACCUUUCAGGAACUAAACUCCCUCCUGAGCCUCUAAAAGCGCUUUUAUUAGGCCUGGCUUGCAAUCACAAUCUGAAGGAGGUGUCUUUAGACCUCAGUAGCUGUGAGUUAAGAUCUGGAGGUGCACAAGUCUUGGAAGGAUGCAUAGCAGAAAUACACAAUAUCACCAGCCUAGAUAUUUCAGACAAUGGCCUAGAAUCUGACCUCUCAACCCUUGUAGUCUGGCUUAGUAAAAACCGAUCGAUAAGACACUUGGCAUUAGGCAAAAACUUUAACAACAUGAAAUCCAAAAAUCUCACUCCAGUACUUGAUAAUUUAGUUCAGAUGAUUCAAGACGAGGAUUCACCUCUGCAGUCACUGUCCCUCGCAGAUUCCAAGCUGAAGACUGAGGUCACCAUCAUUAUUAAUGCCUUGGGCAGCAAUACUUCUCUCACAAAAGUGGAUAUUAGUGGAAAUGCCAUGGGAGAUAUGGGAGCAAAGAUGCUGGCAAAAGCCCUACAGAUAAACACCAAACUCAGAACUGUAAUAUGGGACAAGAAUAACAUCACUGCACAGGGCUUCCAGGACAUAGCUGUGGCACUGGAAAAGAAUUACACAUUGAGAUUCAUGCCUAUACCGAUGAAUGAUGCCUCCCAAGCACUCAAAACAAACCCUGAGAAAACAGAAGAGGCACUGCAAAAGAUAGAAAACUACUUGCUUCGUAACCAUGAGACCAGGAAGUACCUACAGGAGCAAGCAUAUCGGCUGCAGCAAGGCAUUGUCACUAGCACCACUCAGCAGAUGAUUGACAGAAUAUGUGUAAAAGUGCAAGAUCAUCUCAACUCUUUAAGAAACUGUGGUGUGGAUGCUGUACAGGAGGAUGUCAAAUGUGCGGAACGGCUGAUGCGGGAUGCUAAGAACUCCAAAACACUCUUACCAAAUCUGUAUCACCUCGGUGGAGCUUCGUGGGCAGGAGCAAAUGGUUCACUCUCCAAUCCAAUCCAAGAGACACUUGAAUCCAUGGCUGGAGAAGUCACAAGGGUAGUGGACGAGCAACUUAAGACACUCCUUGAGUCUAUGGUGGAUGCAGCAGAAAACCUUUGCCCAAACGUAAUGAAGAAGGCUCGCAUCCGCGAAGACCUCAUUGAGGCCAGCACCGAGAAGAUUUCCAUCCCACGCACUUUUGUAAAAAAUGUCCUCUUGGAGCAAUCUGGAAUUGAUAUCCUCAAUAAAAUUAGUGAAGUAAAGCUGACAGUGGCUUCUUUCCUGUCUGACCGAGUUGUAGAUGAAAUCCUGGAUGCACUUUCCCAUUGCCACCACAAACUGGCUGACCAUUUGACCAGACGUGGCAAACCACUGCCACAGCAAGAAUCGUUGGAGAUUGAGUUAGCUGAAGAAAAGCCCACUAAACGUUCUAUGAUCACGGUUGAGGAGUUGACAGAGAUAGAACGUUUGGAGGAUCUGGACACUUGUAUGACUCUCUGCUGUACAAGUAUGACUCCUAAAUCAAAAAGGAAAAGCAUCCACAGUAGAAUGCUCCGGCCAGUGUCCAGAGCUUUUGAAAUGGAAUUUGAUCUAGAUAAAGCACUGGAAGAAGUACCUAUCCAUAUAGAAGACCCACCAUUUCCUUCCAGCAGGCCAGACAAACGAACUUCUGGAUUCAUUUCAGAGCUGCCAUCAGAAGAAGGAAGAAAACUAGAACACUUUACAAAAUUAAGGCCCAAAAGGAAUAAAAAGCAGCAGCCCAGCCAAGCAGCAGUGUCUGCUGGAGUACCACCAGAAGGGGAUCAGAAUGGUCUCAUGGGGAGAGUGGAUGAAGGUGUGGAUGAAUUUUUCACUAAGAAAGUGACAAAAAUGGAUUCAAAGAGACCAUCAACUAAAAGUUCAGACAGCAGCGAGCACAGUGAAGCAGGUGAUGAGAAGAAGAAAAGGGACUCGAGGAAGAGUGGUUUCCUUAACUUAAUCAAAUCAAGAAGCUCCAAAUCCGAACGCCCCCAGACUGUGUCAGUGGCUGAGGAGCCCUCCUCACCCAAGGUUGCUGCAAAAAGCCCAGCUUUAGACACAAGCAAGAAGGAGGCAAAGCCUGCAGAGCAGAACGGUGGCACAGAGCGAUCUGAGGAAUUAAAGACUCCAGACUCACUGGAGGAAGUGCAGACAGAUGAUGUGGGAAAAGCUGAGAAGGGUGACAGCAAGGGAAGCCCCCAGGGAGGCCGGAGGUACGGUGUGCAAGUGAUGGGCAGUGGACUUCUCGCAGAAAUGAAAGCCAAGCAGGAGAAGAGAGCAGCCUCUGCUCAAAAGAAACUUGGGAAUGACACAACUCCCAGAGAGUCUUUUGACACAACAAUGAGCUCAGAAAGACUGGAUGGAAGUGGUACAGUGCCUAAACAACAGCAGACCCUUCCAGAGAGUCGGUUUGCAUCGAAUAAAGGUGACUCCAUCUCAGCAUCAUCAGAAAAAAAUUCAAAAGCUGAACCAAAGGCAGAAGCUGGUGCAAAGGCAAGAAGUUCUUCCAAUACACCAACUAGUCCAAAGCCCCCGCUGCAGUCAACAAAGCCCAGCCUGGCAGGACGACCCACAGUGCCACAGAAACCACGCUCUGCCUCUCGUACUGAGGAUGCUCCAGAGUCUCCCUCUGGCCCCAGUUCCCCAAAAGUUGCCCUGCUUCCACCAGUGCUGAAGAAAGUUCCUUCUGAUAAAGAAAAGGAUGGUCAGAGCAGCCCCUCAGUCAGAUCAUUUUCUCAAGAAGAGCAAACAGGAGAUUGUCAAAAAAGAGAUGCAGCUCUUGACUGUGCCAAGCCAUCUGGCAGCGUGAGAACCACUCCGGGGCAGUAUUCUACCAGUGCAGAAGAGGAAGCUAAUGUGCUUGGGCAGAGGAUGGCACAGCCAGCUUCUGCUGCAAAAAGAAGCCCUGGGCAGCAGUCUCAUGAGUUCCAGGAACUGAAGCAGAGGUCCUUAAGUAAAGAUGGUCAUCAGGGAAGCAAGUCCAGUGACUCUGGAGAAGAAGCAGAUAAAGAUUUUAUUUUUAUUUAGCAAUCAGUACAAGUGCUUUGUAGCGCAAGAGCUUUUUAUAACAAUCGGGGUUCAGCAAUCAACAGCCCUUUUAGUCAGCUGCUCUUUCACCACAGGUACACUUCCAUGCAGAAAACCUGAUCUUCCAGUCAUGACUUACAGUACACCUGGCAUUGAUUCGGUCCUUAAUUUCUGGCGUGUACAGUGCAAGGCAUUCCUUGACAUGCCUUUGCCUAAAGCCAACUAUUCUUUCAUGUAUUCUACUUGAAUUUCUCUGAAGCAGCUACAAGGAGUGCCCUGCAUUAGGGCAUUUAGAAAGCAAAGCAAAUUAACUGGACACUGUCUUACACUAAUACACUGUACAGCAGGUAAUGUGUUGUACUGCUGAAUGUAAAUGUGUCUGAUCUGCACGUGACUUACCUAUAAAUAUAUUCUUGCGGUAUGCAAUUGCACAUUGUAAUUAUAUUAAAAGAGCACACUAAUAAAAUAAUUUGUAUAGAUUAUAUAUAUUAAAUGCUUGGGUAUGGUUUUUACAUUCUCCAAUAGGGAGCUUCUUUCUUCCUGUUCUCCUACUGUACAUAAAGCUCCAACGCUUACAUUUGUGUACCGUCAGAAAGCACAACAGAUAAGGAUUUGGAUUACGUAUAACCAUGGUAUGCUUCCACAUUCGUAUAUUAAUGUAUAUAGCUGACUGGAAUGAGGGCAAUUGAAAUUUUAUUAAUAUUGGUGUUUUCUGGAGGCCUUCCUUGGUUCUGUCUGCAUAUUAGCUUCAUUUCAGUGUGUAAUUCUAUGAGAAACAUAGUUCGACAUCUGUAAAAACAUUUCAGCUUUUGAGGGAAGGGAUGCAAAUUUCAUGGCUACCCACUUAAAUUACAGGUUGAAGGGAUUUUAUUCAUAUGUAUAUUUGUAACAAUAAAAAAAAAAGAUUUUACAACUGAAA